Anoplopoma fimbria (sablefish) is the source of this 1140-nucleotide messenger RNA. RefSeq names its product guanine nucleotide-binding protein G(olf) subunit alpha-like. The coding region runs from base 1 to 1140 and encodes 379 amino acids. Gene Ontology annotation, biological process: adenylate cyclase-modulating G protein-coupled receptor signaling pathway. Lineage: Eukaryota; Metazoa; Chordata; Actinopteri; Perciformes; Anoplopomatidae. Gene Ontology annotation, cellular component: heterotrimeric G-protein complex. Gene Ontology annotation, molecular function: G-protein beta/gamma-subunit complex binding; GTPase activity; G protein-coupled receptor binding. The transcript is spliced from 13 exons. The record is from RefSeq and is a predicted model, not a curated record.
AUGGGCUGUCUGGGAGGGCAGACGGAGGAAGAACGACUGGACGAAAAAGCAAAGAGAGAAGCAAACAAGAAGAUCGAGAGACAGCUGCAGAAAGAGAGACAGGCUUAUAAAGCUACACACAGACUGUUACUGCUGGGAGCAGGAGAAUCAGGUAAAAGCACCAUCGUGAAGCAGAUGAAGAUUCUUCAUGUUGACGGUUUCAACGCUGAUACAGAGAAAGAGGAGAAGGUUCAGGACAUCAGGAAGAACGUGAAGGACGCCAUCGUGGCCAUCGUGGCAGCCAUGGGUACGUUGACUCCGCCCAUGCCUCUGGGUAACCCUGGUAACCAGUCCAGCCUCGACUACAUCAAGAGCAUCGCACCGCUGUUGGACUUUCGUGUCCCUCAGGAGUUCUUUGAGCACACUCACAAGCUUUGGGAGGACAACGGCGUGAAGGCGUGUUUCGAACGCGCCAACGAGUACCAGCUGAUCGACUGCGCUCAGUACUUCCUGGACCGGCUGGAUGCCGUCAGGAGGACGGACUACUCCCCCACUGACCAGGAUUUGUUGCGCUGCAGAGUUUUGACCUCGGGGAUCUUCGAGACCAGGUUUCAGGUCGACAAGGUCAACUUCCACAUGUUCGAUGUCGGUGGACAGCGAGAUGAACGCAGGAAGUGGAUCCAGUGCUUCAACGAUGUGACGGCCAUCAUCUUCGUGGCGGCGACCAGCAGCUACAACAUGGUGAUCAGAGAGGACAACUCCACCAACCGGCUCAGAGAAUCUCUGGACCUCUUCAGAUCCAUCUGGACCAACAGGUUCCUGAAGACCAUCUCAGUGAUCUUGUUCCUGAACAAACAGGACGUCCUCGCUGACAAGAUUCUGGCUGGAAAAUCCAAACUGGAAGAUUAUUUCCCCGAAUACAACAACUACCAAGUACCUGCUGAAGCUGUUCCAGAUGGUGAUGAAGACCCUAAAGUGUCCAGAGCCAAGUUCUUCAUCAGAGACGAAUUUCUGAGGAUCAGCACAGCGAGUGGUGAUGGGAAACAUUACUGUUAUCCUCACUUCACCUGCGCCAUCGACACUGAAAACAUCCGGCGCGUCUUCCAAGACUGUCGUGACAUCAUCCAGAGAAUGCACCUGCGUCAGUACGAGCUGCUCUGA